Suillus plorans is the source of this 645-nucleotide messenger RNA. RefSeq lists its product as uncharacterized. NCBI's taxonomy places the organism in Eukaryota, Fungi, Basidiomycota, Agaricomycetes, Boletales, Suillaceae. The transcript has 4 exons. Bases 1 to 645 code for a protein of 214 amino acids. The record is from RefSeq and is a predicted model, not a curated record.
AUGGAAAGUGCGGACAAUCUAAUACUUUGCAAGGUCGACCUGCCUGUUGAUGACACCCUCGAGAGUAAUAUCGACAAUCUCAAACCAGAUCACAAGAAAGCAUUAUCGCCUGUGGACUCAAUGUUUGAGGUUCUCGACACUCCUCCUCAGCGUAAGCACCUGCAUAUUGUUGUCCAACCACCUCUUUACGGACAGUACAAAGGUUUCCGUUACGCAAUCGCUAAAGUUAAGAACGAGUUAGGGUCCACGGCGACCGAACCCCACAUGCAAACCAUUCUAUAUUAUAUACAUUCUACUGAGUCUUUCGCGAAGGCCAAGCCUACAUUUAGGUUUCCCUGUAUAACAAUCACUCUAUUUGGUCCGCACAUCGAUUUCUCAGCUGCUGUUUGGAGCACUCGUCCGAACAUGCAGGUGAUUUCGACUGGUUUACCUCUCUUUCACCACCCCACUGAUAGCAAAAUGCGUGCGAUGGUCGCUCGGCACAUUGGUGCGCUCAGGAAGGCUCUUCGGUUCCUCUUGGCAUGUUACCAGGGCAUUACGUCCCCUUCUCCCGAUCAAGACCUCGAAUUUCUGGACUCUAAGUUUCAAGAUCCCAUGUUUCCAUACCCGUAUUCUUUCACUUGCAUCGAGACAUCGUUGACGUGA